Messenger RNA from Canariomyces notabilis, 3369 nucleotides. Its product is annotated as helicase-like protein. The transcript is spliced from 4 exons. The coding region runs from base 1 to 3369 and encodes 1122 amino acids. Lineage: Eukaryota; Fungi; Ascomycota; Sordariomycetes; Sordariales; Chaetomiaceae. Gene Ontology annotation, molecular function: ATP binding; ATP-dependent chromatin remodeler activity. Gene Ontology annotation, cellular component: nucleus. The record is from RefSeq and is a predicted model, not a curated record. Gene Ontology annotation, biological process: DNA repair.
AUGUGCGACUUCACUAAGAACUACUACAUCUACACCUCCUGUAUGGACCCGGGGGCGCACUUCUUUGAUAUCCAACAUAGCCUCACCUCCGCUUCCGGCUGUCUCGCCCCGUAUGUGGCUCUUCUCCACGGAGGGUGGAUCCGCAUGAGCUUUGCCAUCAGUCUCGACGAUGCUUCCCAAGCCAUUGUUCGUGUCUACAUCCUCCCAGAUGAUGUUGACAAUUGCAGGGUGCCCCGCUGGGAUGCAUCGCUGCGAAAGGCGAGAUUGAGUCUUUUGGGGAAGCUCGACUAUUCACGAAGCACCUGGCAAGGGAAGGUCAGCAGCCGUCGGUGUAUAAGCCCACCCCCUUUUGCCUCUUCUCUGAUCGCCCGUGACUCGCCCCUGAAUCAGGACCAAUCUCUCCUACAAAUGUUCAACAACAUACCAUCACCCAAUCCAAAUCCCGACGAGAUUCAGGGCCCCGAGGCUCGCGAUGCCGCGUAUAGACUCAUGGACAGCGAUGUGCCCGGUCUCAACACUGUUCUGUACGUGUACCAACGCCGAUCUGCGGCGCUAAUGCUCCAGAGGGAGAAUCCGGGACAGCAUAUCUUAGAUCCCCGGCUUCUGAGAGUUGUUGAUCAGCUGGAAGUCGUCUGGUACUACGAUGCCGUCACAGGCACCAGCUUACGGGAGCCCAAGUAUUACGAUAGACCAUGCGGCGGCAUCCUUGCCGAGGAGAUGGGUGCUGGCAAGACCCUGAUAUGCCUUGCCCUCAUUCUUGCAACACGGCAUAUCCCUUCUUCCAUCCCUGAACUCUAUCGGACUAAUGACCCAGUCGUCCGCCCCCGUGUCGGCAGUCUUGCUGAUAUGGCUGCAGCUUGCGCUACCCGCCACUCGGUACCUUGGAGGACCGUGUUCGGGAGUCUUGACCCCAAUGGCGUAGACUAUCCUCGCUGCCUCGAUGCGAUACGUAGUAACCCGGGAGUAUACGAGCUACCUCCUCCGACUCGACGCCGGGAACGCCGCCAACCAGACAUUCCGCUCCCCUCAAAAAAGAUCUACCUCAGCCACUGCUCACUAGUCAUUGUGCCUCCGAACCUCGUACAGCAGUGGAAGCAAGAGAUCGCCAAACAUACGUUGGGCUUGAGGGUCCUGAUCGCCGACAAGAAAGAGCGGCUUCCACCAGCGACAGACCUCGUCGAGUGUGACAUCAUUUUAUUUUCAUCGACACAGUUCGAGAGAAUAUGGAAGGAUCCGGACGGCGGUGAUGUCGACAUCCUGGCCCAGAUCCACUUCAAGCGCUGUAUUGUUGAUGAGGGUCAUAAACUCGGAAAUUCUACGAUGCACAAGCGGAGUGAUAUUCAUCUCUUCAUCGAUCAUCUCCAGAUCACAGCCAAGUGGGCAGUGACUGGCACGCCUUCCAAGGGGCUCUUCGGAGUCGACGACAGCCCUAGCCUCCAAGGUGAUCGCCGGCCGAAUCAAUCUAGCAGGCGACAAGCCGAGACUUCUCUGGAGCUGGAAAGGAAGGACUUGAAGCGUAUCGGCGCUAUUGCGGCCUUCUACCUGAAGAUGCGUCCUUGGGCCAAUCUUCCAACCGACGUUGGAGAUUCACAAGCGGAUUGGCUGACUUACGUUAUGCAGCCGCAGCAUUCUCCUCGAAGCGCAGGGCGUGCAGACUGUCUAAAGAGCACACUCGAGUCUCUAAUCAUACGGCACCGCCUAUCGGAACUCAGCCAUCUUCUCCCUGGUGUUGACGAAAGGAUUGUCUACCUCGAUGGCUCGUAUCAAGACACCCUUGUGCUCAACCUCUUUUUCAUGAUGAUCAUUGCCAAUGCUGUUCAAUCGGAGAGAAAGGACCAAGAUUACCUUUUCCAUCCACGGCAGAGAAAAGCUUUAAUCGAACUCGUGACAAACCUACGGAGAUCAAGUUUCUUCGGCGGAUCCUUUUUCUCACCUGCCGACAUCUGCAAGACUGUCGAGAUGGCUGAAGAGUUCCUACGAGAAGGCAAGAUACCAAUCAGCGACAAAGACGCCGAUUUGUUACGUGAUGCUAUUGCAGCCGGCCGCCUAGCGGAAAAGAACCACAUCAAGGAAUGCUCUAAUCUGUUCCACGAGAUACCACUAUACGUGCAGUGCUUUCCGUGGGGAGCAGGCCAACCGUGGUCACUCGACUUAAAGGAUGGGGACCCGGUAUGCACAGACUCCCGCAUGAUUCUCGAACUCCAAAGGUUUCUCCAGCCUUUGGUCGAUGCUCCGGAAUCCUUGCAGAUCAUAUUCGAGACUGGGCGCCUCGCAGAGCGUGGCCGCGAGGCACGGUUAAAGGGAAUCGAGGACCAGGACUCCAGGGUUGAGUCGGCUUCUCAAAGAAACCAGGCGGGAAGGCUUGCCGGAAACACCCAGCUAGGACAGGAGAGCGGUUCUCCAAGCAAACGGCGCUCCGUGAUUAUGGGGAAGGGACCGUCCAAGAAGGAGGAGAUGCCCAUAGCUGCCGGCCACGGCGAAAGUGGGAUUGCGGAACCGCUUGCGAGAACCCAGCUUGUCUCAACCGCAUCGGCUAAGCUCUCCUAUCUGGUCGACCAGAUUCUAAUGCAUCAGGAACAUGAACAGAUUAUCGUGUUUUACGAGGAUGACAACGUGGCAUAUUAUCUUGCCGGCGUCCUAGAGAUUCUACAAGUCCAGCACCUAAUAUACGCAAAGGGCUUAACCCCUGAGCGGAGGGCGCAGUACGUGGCAACGUUCAAUUUCAAUCCAAAGUUCCGGGUGAUGCUCAUGGACGUCACCCAGGCAGCCUUUGGCCUCGACAUGAAGUCAGCGUCACGCAUAUACUUCAUCAAUCCCGUGCUGAACCCCCAGGUUGAAGCGCAGGCUAUCGGGAGAGCAAGACGCAUCAGCCAGAAGAAGCCCGUGUCGGUUGAGACACUUGUCCUCCGUGGCAGCGUGGAGGAAGUUAUCGUCAAGAGACGCGGUGAGAUGACGCAGGCAGAGCAGUGGAAGUGUCGCUCAAUCCUCGACGACAAGCCCAUUUAUGAAUGGAUUCUUAACGCGAAAAUCCUGCCGCUUCCGGGCGGAGGCCGUGACCUCGCAGGCCCGGACCAGAUGGCCAAGCUGCAGACGCCCCAGUUCAUCUUUGGCCGAGGCUUCGGUCGGGGCGUCAGUCACCCUGACCAGGAUCUGGUUACUGUGGAUGCAGAGCGGGGAAGGAAGGAGAAUGGUGUGCUAGCUGCGGCGGCGGAAGCAAGUCGGAAGAAACGGCCUGCGGAAUACAGCAGGUCGAACACACCGACCUUCGACGAAGCCUCUCCUCCAAAGCGGAGGCCGCGCGUGCGGUUUGCUUACGAGGAGGACGAUGGCAGGGAAUUUGCAGGCCCUAGACCCGCAACGAUGAGUUAA